Strigops habroptila (Kakapo) is the source of this 1900-nucleotide messenger RNA. It is a transcript of the gene PLD3, whose product is annotated as phospholipase D family member 3. NCBI's taxonomy places the organism in Eukaryota, Metazoa, Chordata, Aves, Psittaciformes, Psittacidae. The record is from RefSeq and is a predicted model, not a curated record. The coding region runs from base 1 to 1821 and encodes 606 amino acids. Gene Ontology annotation, molecular function: catalytic activity. The transcript is spliced from 13 exons.
AUGGCGGGGCCGCGGCCGCCCCAUUGCCCCCCGUCACCUCUCCGCUCCCGCCGCGCCCCAUUCCGCCGCCGGGCCGGGCCCCACCGGAAGCGCCUGUCACGGAGCGCCGGAAGUGACGUCCUCGGCGGACCCCGCCGCUCUCCGGGGUUGGAGGCGGAGGUGGGGGACGCUCUAGGCCGCGGCGGCGCGGGAAGGACAACGCGGGGGGGCGACCAUAGAGCGCGGGACGGGCGAGGGCGCCCCCAAGCGGACGGCGCCGGGAACCGCCACCGGGGGCUCCGGUAUUGGGGGGGCCCUGGAGGGGGGGUCCCACCUUUCCCGGGCGUGUUGGGAGGAAUCCGGUUGUUCCUGUUCCAGCCUCGCGCCGGGAUGAAGCCCAACAGCACCUACAAGCAGCUGGACCCACUGCAGGACCAUGGGGUGCUCCCCAAGCGCUGCCGCGGGGCAUUGCCCCCCAUUGCGCUCCUCAUCCUCUUCAUCCUCAUCUUCCUCUUCUUCUUCAACCUCCGCCUCAACCCCGGUCGGUGCCGCGGUGCCGGCGGCGAUGCCAAAGCCUGCGCUGACCCGUGCCGGAUCGUCCUUGUGGAGAGCAUCCCGGAGGGAAUGAGCUUCGGCGCCGGCUCCGCGCCGAAUCCAUCCACCUUUUCCACAUGGAUGAACCUUCUGGGCAGCGCCACCCACAGCCUGGACAUCGCCUCCUUCUACUGGACCCUGACCAACGAGGACACCCACACCCAGGAGCCCUCCGCCACCCAGGGGGAGCAGGUCCUGCAGGAGCUGCUCCGCUUGUCCCGGCGCGGCGUCACCGUCCGCGUCGCCGUCAGCCGCCCCUCGGCGAAGGCGCCCCCCCGCGAUCUCCAGGCGCUGGAGAGCAGCGGUGCCGCGGUGCGCGCCGUGGACCUGCCGCGGCUGACGGGGGGCGUGCUGCACACCAAGUUCUGGCUGGUGGACGGCGCCCACCUCUACGUGGGCAGCGCCAACAUGGACUGGAGGUCUCUGACCCAGGUGAAGGAGCUCGGUGCUGCCGUCUACAACUGCAGCUGCUUGGCCGAAGAUUUAGGCAAGAUCUUCGAAGCCUAUUGGGCUCUCGGCGUUCCCGGCGCCUCCAUCCCGGUGCCGUGGCCGGCGAAUUAUUCCACCGCCUUCAACGCGGAGACGCCGCUGGAGCUGCAGCUCAACGGCUCCGCUGCUGCCGUCUACUUCUCGAGCUCCCCCCCGGCUCUUUGUGCCACCGGCCGCACCGAGGACCUCGGUGCCCUCCUCAGCGUCAUCGCCGCCGCCGAGGCCUUCGUGGACAUCGCAGUGAUGAGUUACCUGCCCACCACCGAGUUCUCCCACCCGCAGAGGUUUUGGCCGGCGAUCGAUGAUGCGCUGCGCAGAGCCAUGGUGGAGCGGCGGGUGAGGCUGCGGUUGCUGGUGGGCUGCUGGCGGCACAGCCAAGCCACCAUGUUCCCCUUCCUCAAGUCGCUGGCGGCCGUGGCCGAUAACCGGAGCCAUUACAGCGUGGCCGUGCGGCUCUUCAUGGUGCCGGCGAGUGCGGCGCAAGCGCGGAUCCCCUACGCCCGCGUCAACCACAACAAGUACAUGGUGACGGAGAAGGCGGCGUACAUCGGGACAUCCAACUGGUCCGGUGACUACUUCACACAGACGGCGGGCUCGGCGCUGGUGGUCAACCAGACGGUGAGUGCCGCCGGCACCGGCACCGGCACCGGCACCAUCCGGGAGCAGCUGGCGGCGGUGUUUGAGCGGGACUGGAGCUCCCAGUACAGCGCUGACAUUGGUGACACCGAGCGCUGGCAGAGCCGCUGCGGCUCCCAUUAAGCACCGGGGAACCGCAGGCGCCGGCGGCACCGAAUCCGGCCACUGCACUCCAAUUUGGGCUAAAACCACCCCAAACUCA